GCUACUGAGGACACGUAACCCGUGAAUGUUUUAAUUUAUUAUUAAUGUCAGAUUAUAUGUUUUUAUCUAGACUUUUUGUUAACAGAUGGAUAUCAAGAAAGAGAUCAGUGUCCUGGGGCAAUGUUACUUACAUCAAUCCAAGUAUGUUGCCAUAGUAUUGCUGGAGGAGUGCUUGGCGUUACAACAGAAAUACCCUUCAGCUAAUGCUGUCAAAGUGGCAAAUACUAUAAGGCUGUUUGUUAGCUGUUUUAUGGAACAAAACAAACUGUCUGUAGCAGAAAGAUUAUUGAGAGAUUUUGUUGAUACAAAAAAUCCUGCUCUUCCGGAAGGUCAUCCUGAUCUUGCACGUGGUAUGUGUUCGUUGUCUGAUACGAUUGUAAGACAUUUCACUCUUCAUACUGAAACAACUCUACUCAGCUCACGUUGAUUCAAUGUGUUGUCUAUAUAUUAAUAUCAUCAUUAAUUGUUUAUC
Molecule: messenger RNA, 472 nt
Organism: Corticium candelabrum
Lineage: Eukaryota; Metazoa; Porifera; Homoscleromorpha; Homosclerophorida; Plakinidae
Exons: 3
Coding region: 86-427 (113 amino acids)
Molecular function (GO): protein binding
Source: RefSeq, a predicted model, not a curated record